Solanum lycopersicum (tomato) is the source of this 3115-nucleotide messenger RNA. Its product is annotated as serine/threonine-protein phosphatase 7 long form homolog. Gene Ontology annotation, biological process: meristem maintenance; meristem development. Gene Ontology annotation, molecular function: hydrolase activity. NCBI's taxonomy places the organism in Eukaryota, Viridiplantae, Streptophyta, Magnoliopsida, Solanales, Solanaceae. The record is from RefSeq and is a predicted model, not a curated record.
GUAGAGGUCCCAUCUUUUCAACCUUUCAAUCCCCACAAUAGAAGCAUCAGGUACUCUAUUAUCCAAAAGGUUUUAUUUUUUGGUUUUUGUUGAAAUUCUUCGUGAGCGUCAAAACAAACAACAUCAAUACCAGUAAUGUCUUUAACAACAACAAACGUAGAAGAGAAUUCUACGAUGCACUCGCCAAAUCUUCCCAGAAAAAGAGUAUAAAGCCAUCCUGAUUUUACUUCUAAUCACUUCUGGAGGUGUAAAUCUAUCUUCAUCGUUGUUAAUACCUCAAAAAGGACAGACAUAGCGAUUGUAGUUGACUCCCUCUCAACAUUUGUGUUGAAUCGACUUUAUUUGGUUCGAGGCAAAGAUACAAGAUAUAGAAGCUGAUAUAACAGAUAUUUUGUUAGAUGGAGAACGAGAGGUUGACCCAACUACAUCCUGGUCCGUUAGAUCGCAGUGUCUUAACAAGACAAGAAAAUCAUAGGUCAGAAGAUGUAUGGGGUGGUGAGGUGGAAGCUGUCUUAUUUUGUCGUCGAUGCGAUGGUGGUUUUUGGUCCCAGGUUCAAAGACGCGUCCUACACAUAUUGAUUAGUGCUGGAUUUUACGGGGUCUAUCGGGUAGGACUGAUAAAACUAGAUCAUGCAUUUAUCACUGCUCUUGUUGAGAGAUGGCGACCAGAGACCCAUACUUUUCAUUUUAAAGUUGGGGAAGCCACUGUUACACUACAGGAUGUGGCUCUUCUUUAUGGGUUACCGAUAGAGGGAGAACCGGUAGUAGGCAUUGAUAGCUCGAAGACGCCACAAGAGUGGCAAGAUUUAUGUGAGCAGUUCCUUGGUUUUAGACCACAUGAUGACAAGUUGAAUGGAAGUAGACUUGAUAUCAGUGCACUAGAAAGUCACUUGGAGGCAUUCGGUGAGAUCAAUGAUGAUACAGAUGAGUUAGUCAUUCAUCAACUCGCUAGGUGUUACAUGAUGUUGAUGAUUGGAGGUAUUCUGUUUCCUGACACAUCAGGAAACAAAGUUAAGUUGAUAUAUUUGGUGCAUCUCGAGAAUAUUGACCAAAUUGGCAGGUAUAGUUGGGGCAGUGCUGUGUUGGCAUGCUUGUACCGGGCAUUAUGCCGUGCUUCCAAUUCUAAGAAGAAAGAAAUAGGUGCUUUUCUACCACUUCUACAGGUAUGGGCAUGGGAAAGAUUGAAGAUUGUUCAUCCUGAUCGACUUCAGGCUAGAGAUGGUGCUAUUAUCUUCUCAGAUGAUCUCCCGAAUCCCCCAUAUGCGAGUAGAUGGAGCGUACAACUUAGUUGGAAGCAUUCACCUCAAUAUGCGUUGUCGUUGUUUCGAGAUCAAUUGGAUAAUCUUGUAGAUGAACAAUUUGUUUGGCAGCCCUAUGUGAUGGAGAAUCUUCCCGAUUAUUGUCGCUCAGGAGAAUAUUUUUGGCAUGCUGUGGUGCCACUACUAUGUUGGGAUGUAGUGGAGAUGCAUCAACCCAACAGGGUUCUUAGACAAUUCGGAAUGCGUCAAAACAUUCCCGAUGCCUGCAAUUUUAGCAAGAAACAUGAAAAGUCUGACCGUCGUGGCAGACAAAACACCGAUUGGAGUACACAUCAUGCAAGUCACAUACUUGUGUGGAAUGAUCGUGCAAACCGUGUUUGGGAGGCGCCAUUAGCAGAAGGCUUCCUUCCAUAUCAUGAUGAUUAUCUUAAGUGGUUUCGUUUGAUCACUCGACAAAUCAUUGGAAACCCUGAAAUUCGUAUUCCAACAGGGUAUGCAUCACUUGCACCAACAUCUGAGAUAAUGGCGCGUCAACUCCAUAUGUUGUAUCAGUAUGGGAUUAAACUAAGACAAGAAUCAACUACGGAGGUCGCUGGAAGGAAUGUGAUGGAGAUGUGCAUUGAUGGUUUAAUGGCAGCAAAUGAUGCUCAAAGGCUCGGUGUCUCACCGUCCUACGUUCCAAAGCAGCCUGAUAAUUCUAGGAAUCGACGUAGACGUGGAUGGGCAGGAAGACGCAGAAAACAAAGAGGUGCGAAUCCUGAUGAUGUCUCUCCGAUGGAGGAUGCGAAUCCAAAUGUGGAGCCCGAUUGUGGUACAAGUACCAGAUUUACGGGUGAAAAUUUGAAUGAUGAAGCACAAUUUGGUAUGGGCUCAUCACCAUGUGAUGAUGUUUCUGGAUCACACUAUACCGACAAUCACAUUGUGAUUUACAAUGCAGAAAGUUCUCCAAUGGAUGAUGCGAAUCCAGAUGUAGAGUGCAGAUCCAGCCACACAAUGAUUCACAAUGUCCAACCAUUGCGUCAGUUUGCUAAUGAAGAUGUUGGGUAUGCCACUCCUGCCCGUCCUGAUCAUGUUCAAUCUAUGAACGAUGACCUCAACGAACAAGCUUCCUCUUUCCGAGGUUCGACAUCUUCCAUCUCAUUGCCUUCGUCCCCAACUCCUUCAACACCACAGAUUCCAAUUUCGUGGCCUGAAGACGGAACACUAACCCUAACUUGGGUUAGAAACUUAAUGUUAGCAUUUGAUUGGGCGUCUAGGAAUCUUCCUCCAUCAGAUCUCUUGACAGUGCUACCAAUAGAAGUUUUUGAUCGUCUUGCAGAGAUGGCGUCGGGGAUCAUGCAUAAGGAACCCAAUUGCUUGCAGAUCGAUAGUAGGUCAGGUUUAGAUCCAAAUUCGACGGUUGUUGUGGUUGGAGAUGUGCAUGGACAACUACAUGUUGUCUUGUUCUUGUUGAAGGAUGCUGGUUUUCCCUCUGAAAAUCGUUUCUUUGUGUUCAACGGAGAUUAUGUUGAUAGAGGUGCUUGGGGUCUUGAGACCUUCCUUCUCUUACUCGCUUGGAAGAUUCUAAUGCCUAAUAGGGUGAUUCUUCUUCGUGGAAAUCACGAAUCUGAAUACUGCACUUCUGUUUAUGGAUUUGAAGAGGAAGUCUUAAUCAAAUAUGCAGAUAAUGGAAGACACGUCUACCAGAAGUGUUUAGAAUGUUUCAAAGAACUUCCUCUUGCCUCUGUCAUUGGUGAAUGUCAUGUCUUAUUUAAUUACCUAACUCAAAGCCAUCCAACUUUUUUACAAAUAAAGAGAUGAUAAAGUUUCCGUGUAGGUUAUAACCUUAUUGAAGUGAAGUCCUUUGAUUCCAUCUA